GGCAGGACCCUUCCACGCAUCGCUCUCUUGAAACACCCUCAUCAUGGCAGAAGUUGGAGUGCAGCGCAUCCUCGCGACAAUCAACGGGGUCUUCGUGUUCCAGAUCCCACCGCAGACAUCGGCUGCCGGCCACAGGGCGGAUUCGUGGCCUAGUACACCCGCGUGGACUGGUCGUCUGCAGGUUUCAUCUGUCGGUGAAGAUGCGGUCAUUGAGCUGAAGGACCCCAACACGGGUGCCUUGUUCGCAGCGUGUCCGAUUAAGGCUGGAGGACCAUCUGCCAUUCAGAAAGUGGUUGACAGCAGUCGGUACUUCGUUCUGCGUGCUGUUGAUCGCGUAUCUGGUCGUCACGCAUUUAUUGGAAUCGCUUUUAAUAAUCGCAGCGAUGCAUUCGACUUCAAUGUUGCAAUCGACGAUUUCAACAAAGAAUUGAAGCGUGAAAAGACGCAGCAAGAGAGCACCACGGCCGCUCCUCCUGUUGACUACUCGCUAAAGGAAGGUCAGACGAUUCGAAUCAAGCUCAACACCAAGAAGAAAGACGCAGCGAAAGGGGAGGAGGACGACGAUAUGGACCCGUUCGAGUCUACAAGCUCGCCCAAGAAGACGAGCAGCAGUGCUUCAAGCGGCGACGCGAAUCUCUUGGGGUUCUCCAACUCAGCCUCCACCAGCAGCUGGGAAACAUUCUGAAUCUCCAUCAUGAGAGGAGCAGGUUAACGCAAAAACAUAUAACUGCAUCAUCGAAUCUUUCCAAUAAAAUAAAAACUUGGUAACA
Molecule: messenger RNA, 770 nt
Organism: Phytophthora infestans T30-4
Lineage: Eukaryota; Oomycota; Peronosporomycetes; Peronosporales; Peronosporaceae
Exons: 6
Coding region: 44-685 (213 amino acids)
Biological process (GO): endocytosis
Cellular component (GO): membrane; clathrin vesicle coat
Source: RefSeq, a predicted model, not a curated record